GGUACAGUAGUUUAGGCUUAGGCCUAGGCCUAGUUAGGCAUGCCUUGGUAAAAUUAGUCUAGGCCUAGGAGAGCUACUACUAGGCCUAGGCUAUAAGACAGACUUUGAAAACUAUAUAGAUGCCUGCCUGUUGUUGCCCUGUUUCCCACCCCUUGCCAGCCAUUGUUAUUUGUGAUGUGAGUCACUGAUCAGUCAGUAGUAGGCUACUACUAGGCCUAGGCCUAUCUCUCCUUGUUUGUAUCUUUUUAUUAUAUAGGAGCACUCUACAGGAGUGCGUUUUGCUUACCUAGACCGAGGUGCAACAUGUCAGGAAAGGAGAGAAUUCGAACUAAUCUCACACCAGAAUCCAUCAAAACCGUUGCAGAAUCAAUUGGCAUAUCACAAAUACCAGAAGAGGCAACAAAGGUUCUUGCUGAAGAUGUAUCAUUCAGACUCAAGCAGGUCAUUCAGGAGGCAGCAAAAUUUAUGGUACAUGGUAAACGCAAAAAGUUGUCAACUUCUGAUAUUGAUGCAGCUUUGCGGGUAAAAAAUGUAGAGCCUCUUUAUGGCUUUCAAGCUCCAGAGAGCAUUCCAUUUCGUUUUGCCAGUGGGGGUGGUAGAGAUUUGCAUUUCAUCGAGGAAAAGGAGAUUGAUCUUCAAGAUAUUAUUAGCACGCCAUUACCCAAGAUUCCUCUGGGUGUCAGUAUUAAAUCUCAUUGGUUAUGUAUUGAAGGAGUGCAGCCAGCAAUACCAGAAAACCCACCACCAGUUGGAAAAGACCAACAGAAGACUGAGAUCACAAAGAACAUCUUGAAUCGCAAACCGAAGGAAGAAGAGUCUGGUAAAUCAGGAAAGUUGGGCUUGACUGGUAAAAGCCUGGUUCCAGAUGUUAUCAAACUCAAGCCUGUGGUAACACAUGAACUUUCAGUGGAGCAACAACUUUACUACAAAGAAAUUACAGAAUCAUGCGUUGGUUCAUCUGAGAACAGGAGAUCAGUGAGUUUUUUUUUAUCUAAUUUAUUAUUUGAUUUUUUUAUUCUAUUAAUCCACAUAUGGCAGUAUAAGCUGAUAUGCACAGAAUUUAUCAUUGUUGUGGUAAGAACCGUUGUGAUUGUCAAGCUGCCUGCACUUGGUGAACGUGUGCAGAUGUCUGUAGAGGGCUCCAUGGUAACCAGCGUUGAUAAAGUGUCUGCAGAACAUCUAAAAAAUCUGAUAUUGAAACAUUGUGGCCCUAUUAUUAAAAUUUUACGUGACCAGCCAGACAUUCCUGAAGUGUACGAGAAAGACUAUGGCUACUUAGGCACCAGUCUGUGCGAGUACGUAACAAGGCUGCGUACACAACCGAAUGCACAGCCUCCCCCACCAGCCAGCUCUGGCAAUGUCAAGCCAUCAUUGUCACUUAUGUCAAGGCAAACAACAAUUAUAGCCACCUCUCCACGAACUCCAACAUCUUACAUACCAACCACGCCCACGUUAUUAACCACCCCAAGUCACCAACCAGGACCCAUUCACAGAACGUACUCCCUACCAAGUGGGGCUAGCCAAACCAAGAUGCUGUUGCUGAGUUCAACACCAAAGAGUGCAGCCCCUUUAUCUUCUACUCCUAAGCCAUUGAUCAGUCCUACAACACCAACGCAAAGUUUUGUAAAAGUUUUUAAUAAUCCGAAUACAACUCCGCAACGACCGGCAUCAACAAAGCCGCAAUUCAUUAUGUCUUCAACGCCAACAAGUGCUUUGCAAACGUCACCUAUGACAACUUCCUCUUCAGCUGCCACCAGUAUGCUGAUGUCUCUGGCACAAGCGGCAACGAUGCAGGUGGAGACAACAGACGUCAAGGAAGAGCCAAUGGAUUGAUGGCAGACAUCACGAAGAACCCAUAGGUUUGAUGACAGACAUCACAGAAGAAAUCAUGGAUUGAUGGCAGACAUCAAGAACCCAUAGAUUGGUGACAGACAUCAAGAACCUAUAGAUUGAUGACACCCACCACAGAAGAGUGCAUGUAUUGAUGAAAGACAUCAAGAACCCAUAGAUUGAUGACAGAAAUCACAGAAUUACUCAUGCAUUAGUGACAGAAAUCACAAAAGAGCUCAUGAAUUGAUGAUAGACAUCACAGAAGAGCUCAUGGUUUUAAUGAGAUCUCAAGUGAGGUUUUAGGUGUUUUAAUCUAAAUCAGCACUUAAUCCUAUGAGUUUGGCAAGAUUAGGCAUUAAUGUGACAUUUGGGAUGUUUAUUUAUAAAUUAUAUAUAUAAAAUAGCAAUUACAGCUGAACUUGCCUAAGUCGAAUCCAAAAUGCCAUUGAAAUAUUGUUCGACUUAGAUAGAAUUUGACUUACAGAUUGUUAAUUAAGGGACUUAAAUGCACAGUCGUCUUUGGCAAAUAUGACUUGGGCACAGUCAACUUUAGGCAAGUUUAACUGUAUAAACUUUGGCAUGUAAGGCCUAUGCACUCUCAUUGGUCAGUCCGCAUAGUCUCCGAUAGUCGCAUAGGCCCACGAAGAGGCCCUAAAUACCCCAAAAUAACAUGAGUGAACUAUUUUAAACCGGAUUCCUGGUUGCCUGUUAUUAAACUACAAAUUUAAACAAUAGUAAAACUGCUGAUACAACAAUGUAGGCAUAGAAUACAUGCAUACAUAUAACUUAAUGGGAAACUUAUUUCAUCAUGUAUGGAAUCAUGGAUAUUGAUUUUGUCAAUAAAUGAUGUUUCUGAAUAAUUCAUCGACAUUAUACGAGCAUUAGUAGUCAAGUUAUAUUUUUGUCGAAACCUCAAAGAAAAUUUUAAGGAAAAAAAAAAUAGCAUUUUGAUGUUCUAAAAAUGUUGUACGAUCAAUGACCUGUGGUUCAUUCAUUUAUUAUUUUUUUAACUUCUUAACACAAUGGAUUUGUGUUAAUAUUAAAAACAUAGAAAACUAGAAAAAUAAAUGUUGUGACCAGGGAAAAGAACUGGGCUUUAUAACUGCAAGGAAGAAGCGCAUUAUAAAUCCCCGUACCAGUUCAUAAUAAAGCUUUGUAUUUGUAUUGUAUUU
Anneissia japonica is the source of this 3002-nucleotide messenger RNA. RefSeq names its product transcription initiation factor TFIID subunit 6-like. Gene Ontology annotation, cellular component: transcription factor TFIID complex; SAGA complex; SLIK (SAGA-like) complex. Gene Ontology annotation, biological process: transcription initiation at RNA polymerase II promoter; RNA polymerase II preinitiation complex assembly. The transcript has 11 exons. The coding region runs from base 304 to 1833 and encodes 509 amino acids. The record is from RefSeq and is a predicted model, not a curated record. NCBI's taxonomy places the organism in Eukaryota, Metazoa, Echinodermata, Crinoidea, Comatulida, Comatulidae. Gene Ontology annotation, molecular function: protein heterodimerization activity; RNA polymerase II general transcription initiation factor activity; transcription coactivator activity.